This is a messenger RNA of Fopius arisanus, 865 nucleotides long. Its product is annotated as uridine diphosphate glucose pyrophosphatase. NCBI's taxonomy places the organism in Eukaryota, Metazoa, Arthropoda, Insecta, Hymenoptera, Braconidae. Gene Ontology annotation, molecular function: UDP-sugar diphosphatase activity. The transcript is spliced from 3 exons. Bases 141 to 815 code for a protein of 224 amino acids. The record is from RefSeq and is a predicted model, not a curated record. Gene Ontology annotation, biological process: ribose phosphate metabolic process; nucleoside phosphate metabolic process.
CUCUUUUGGGGUGCAAUACAACGAUGCCACGGGUAGAUUUCAGUUGAAGUAAUGAAGGACAAUUGAGAGGCUAGUAGUGGCGUGCCAUUGUCUUAGUGAAAGCCUCAAAAAUUCAUCGAGAUAAAAAAAAAUCGAGAAAAAUGAGUGGACAAACGCAGGAGGAGAGGAACGCGAUAGUCAGGAAGAAGAUGAUGGAUUUGAAAAAUGUCAAGGUGCAGGCAUUGCCAAAGGAUUCACCCUGGUUGAGACCGGUGCGUAUAACAUUUGUCCAGGAUGAAAAACCCAAAAACUGGGAUGUCUCGAGGAUACACGACAGUGUUGCUAUUAUUGUUUACAACACCACGAGGAAGAAGCUGGUGUUUGUCAGACAGUUCAGGCCAGCAGCUUAUUACUCCACUCUCCCAGAAAAACACCAGAGUGUCGAUACAAAACAGUAUCCUCCGGAGGCUGGACUGACCCUGGAACUGUGCGCUGGAAUUAUUGAUAAGAAUUUGCCACUAAUUGAAAUUGCCAGGGACGAGCUCAAGGAGGAAAUCGGUUACGAGGCACCAGCGUCUGCUUUCGAAAAAAUUAUAACAUACACGGAUAUUGCAGCGACAACUGGUAGACACACACAUUUUUAUGUUGAAGUCACUGAUGACAUGCACAUACAUCCCGGGGGUGGAGAUGAGUCUGAGGGGGAGCUAAUCGAAGUCGUCGAGAUGAGCAUUCCAGAAGUAAUCGACUACAUCUCAUCAGGAAAUGUUCAAAGUCCUGCAGGGUUUCUCUUCGGGGUGAUGUGGUUUUUAUCGAAGAAAAAGGAUCGCUACACAUGAAAAAAAAACUUCCACUCCUUAGAUCAAAUUUAUUUAUAUACAAAAAAAAA